This is a messenger RNA of Lates calcarifer (barramundi perch), 3654 nucleotides long. It is a transcript of the gene morn5, whose product is annotated as MORN repeat containing 5. The record is from RefSeq and is a predicted model, not a curated record. The coding region runs from base 280 to 834 and encodes 184 amino acids. NCBI's taxonomy places the organism in Eukaryota, Metazoa, Chordata, Actinopteri, Centropomidae. The transcript has 5 exons.
GUGAAAAAGACUGUUAAAGGAAAUAAGAGUUGGAUGAAUUUGUUAUUUUGGGUGGUGUUUUGUCAAGUUUUAUUUUGAAUUCGUAUUAAAAGACUGUGAUACACUGUUCUUUAUGAAGAGCAGUUUCAAGACGUCCCUCUCAGCUUUCUGUUGCAUAGACUAUAUAUAGAGAAGUAUGUUGCCACGUUGCCAUGGUAACGUCGCAGUUCAGCGUUGGCCCGUCUCAAAGCCGCGGUUUGUACCUUAGUUUAUUUAAUUUGAGAAGACGAAAGCAUAUUAAUGGAGUUCACUGGGAGCACUUACACAGGAGACACAAAAAAUUACAGGAUGGAAGGAAAAGGAGAGUAUAUCUUUCCCACAGAGACCAAGUAUGAGGGAGAGAUGAAAGAUGGGAUGUUCCAUGGCAAAGGAGUGCUACAUUUUCCAAAUGGAAGUAAAUAUGAGGCUAUUUGGGAGAACGGCAUAGCUAAACAGGGUUCUUUUACCUUUGCUGAUGGUCUGCAGUACCUGGAGAAGGACUGGGACUACUGUGAUGGUUAUGACAGGCGCUUCUACAGUGAGAGGUGCAAUGGACUCAGGCCUGCAGGAAAGUCUCAGCUAACUGAUCUGCAUCCUCCACGUGUUAUUCCUGAUCGGUGUUAUGAUUGUGGAGAUGGUUUCUAUGACCCCACCACAAGAGUCGUCACUUCCUACACAGGCAGAUUCCUCAGGAACGCAGAUGACUCAGAACAUGAGUGGAUUGUGCGUACUUGUCGGAAAGCUUGGGACGAGGUUGUUGGCAUUGAUCCUGAAAAAUCUGCAACCAGACCUGAAGAGGCCACCAACAUGAAAUGAUCCUUUUUUCUUAUUAAACCACAUUUCACUCAACAUUUUCUUUCUAGUAAUAUUAAAACUUUAUGUCUUGAUUCUAUGUCUUGUCUCUUACCUUGUAGAAGACAUGUCAUGAGUGAAAAGCAAAACAAUAGGUUCAUAUUGUAUUGUUACUUUUAUUUUUCCUUUUUUAACCUUGUAGGAAGUACAACUGCUGCCUUUCAGUGCAUUCAUCUUCACUUACAUAAUAUUGUGUAUGUGUGUGUGUGUUUGUGGUGUUUGAGGGAAAGAAGGAAAGAGAGAGGUCUGAGAAUUUAAGGGCAAAACAGUGUGUGUCCAGUUUUCAUCCAGUUUGAAUUAAGAAAACUUUAAUUUGAUAUGCACGUUGAGUUUAGUUGUUGGUUGUACAAACAUAUCACUAUGCAUGUCCACAAGAAUAUUAUUGUUAUUUGAUCAGUGAAUAUCAGUUUCCUGCAGGCUCAGAAGUCUAAUACAGUUUGCCCAUGAAAAAAGUGAUCAACUUCAUCAAAUCAGAAUUUUUUAGGCAUGAAUCAACACUGAUUUGAUUGCAAUAAAAGUUAUCUGCAGCACUUGGGGGAAAAAGAAAAAAAAAACACCAUGGCUUCCUGUUUGUUCAACAUGAAUGCACUGUUUUGAUUUUUGAUGCAGUUUUUAUAAUUGAAAUCAGUUACAUGCAAAUAUCAAAUCCUAUCCUCAUUAUUCCCUGUCUACAUGUUAGUAGACAGGUUUAUAAAUGUAGUGUUCAUGCCUGAAAAAUUCAGUUAUCAAAUUAAUAUUUUAAUACUGAAAAUAUGAAAUUAUCAGGGUACUGGUCAUAUGAGCAAAAUGAUGCAUAAAUGCUCUCUGAAAUGAAAUAUUCCAAAUAAUGUCUAUUGCUAUUGUGCAGGUUAGGUUGAAAGUGCUCACAUCUGCAGGAUGAGGAUCAUGCCCAAAACCAAACUACUCUUUAACAUCUGUUUUUAGAAGAUGAUCUGUUGUGGUAUGAAAGCACCUCAUCUUAAACAGUUUUACCUUUAGUUACUUUUGAAAAUAAUAGAAAUAAAUAAAAUGAAAAACACAUCAGGACUUUUAAAUGCAGCAGCCCUUUGCAGAAAGGGAAUUUUGCUGCUUCAUGACAAAUACACAUUAUAUACACAAAAAAUGUACACGCACACAUGCACACACAUACAUGGACCCACAAUCCAAGAACUAAACAUACCAAACUACAAUCCUAGGAAGUGAUAAGACAGUAAAAAGUCAUGCUUAAUUAAAAAACACACACAUUAAUGAUACAAAACUUAUUAUUUAUUGAUUUUAUUUGUAUUUUAGCCAUUUGAAAAAUAGUUUUAAUCAUUGUACCCAAUUUUCUAUGCUUUGUGCCACACAUGUUGUUUGGGGAAAAUAAAAGUGAAUUAUUGCUUUGCUAAUUUAUCCUCAGAAAUGAUCCAAAACCACAAAAAUAUCACAUUCUAUUUUAUUGCAAUUUAGUACACAAAACAUUUAUGAUGCACAGUCUAUCAAAUAAACUUUUUGUUUAAUUUCAUUUCAUGUUUUUUUAACAAAACAAAACAUUUUCAGAGGGAAAAAAGUGCUUUACAGGGAUUUACCAUCUCAAUAAAUACAAGGACAUUGAGGUCUUGUUGGAGCCUGUUCUUCACACAUUGGCCAUGGCACUAAAAUACAGAUGCACACUCUCUACCCCUGCCAAUACACACACAUACAUCUCAUAUACACACACACACACACUCAUAUCUUACUAUAUACAACCCAGUCUGUUUUAUAUUGUCCAUUUUGUACCAAUACUCCAUUUUCCUCCUUGUACGAAAGACACAUGCACAAAGAGGCUGAACAAACAACUUUAGAAUCAUAAAUUAGUGACAAUACACCUGUUUGGAAAAUAUGUAACUUGUAACAUGGCAGAUUUUGUAGGAAUGUGUAGUUUGACUAGUAUGCUCAUCUCAGACUUCCCUCUGCGUCAGUUAACAGGACUGUAGCGGCUUAAAAACUGUUAGCCUCUGCUUCUAAUGUUACAGCCAUAAUUUAAUAAUACGCAAGCUCAGACAUUGUGCUUUGUGGUUUUCCUUCAUGAUAAGUAGUCAACAUGCUACAAUAGAUACAAUUUGUGAUUUUAUACCAAAGGAUGAUAUCAAAUUCUCAUUCUCAUUUCUACUACACAGUCAAAUUUAAAAAAAAAAAAAAAACUUUGUUAAGUGAUGAAUUACAGGCUUGAAUUUAACUGCUGUAAACAACCACAAUUUCUUUUAAUAAUGGAAGAGAUAAGGCACACAAUGUUUUCAUUCUUUAACAAAAAUCUAAUUCUACACCUCAUUUCAGUGGAAAAUUAACCAAAAAUGUAGCUGGGAAGUUUCUUUUUUUUUUGAGAUGCCAUAAAGUCACUAUGUCAUUCCUAAAAAUAUUCCAACAGUGAACAUAUUUUGCUUACGUUCAGGUUUCCUUCAUGGUUGCUUAGAGAGAAAAGAGGGAGGAGCCUUACCUCUAAUGUGGUCUACUCUGUGUGCCCGGCCCUUGGCCCACAGUGACAGUCCCCCCUUAAAUUUUCCCCUCUUUGUUUUAUCUUCAGUAUUCUGACAGCACUCAAGAGGCUUCAGUCCUGCUUCCUCGAUCAGUUUCAUGCCUUUAAAACUCCCUCCACCUUCAAGUCAGAGGGGUGUUGAGUAGAGUGGAGGAUGCUUUACACUUGAGGCAAAAUGGGUCCUUUUGGUGGUUGUAAAAUAUAGUCUGUGAGUUCCUGCUAAUGAUAAAUGCUUCAUGGGCAUUUUGUCGAACUGGCUGCAGGUGGGAUAUUCCUGUCCUCAGAGAGAAAUAGAGAGAGAGAGAGAGAGA